Ostertagia ostertagi is the source of this 393-nucleotide messenger RNA. NCBI's taxonomy places the organism in Eukaryota, Metazoa, Nematoda, Chromadorea, Rhabditida, Trichostrongylidae. The record is from the annotation of a GenBank genome assembly.
AUGUUGGGUGGUAGGGUUUCUGCAAACAAAGUUGGUGCUGUCUUCAUGUUUCAAUCGGCUAUGAGAUGGUUAGCUGUAUGGCUAGAUCUCCUGGUGGUGAUGAUAACCUCCAUUGUGGCAUUUUUCAUAGUCGUGCUCACGGGAACCAUUUCCCCUGCCGAUGCAGGCAUGGCACUUGCGUUCGCUGUUCAGAUGAGUGGAAUCUUCCAAUUCGCUGUACGUACACAGACUGAGCUAGAAGCAAAGAUGACCUCAGUUGAGCGGGUGGCGUAUUACUCUGAGAAUAUUCAAUCAGAAGGAGACUGGGAGACUAGAAAAGGUGUAGACGUACCGAAGGAAUGGCCCCAGAAUGGACAAAUCGAUUUUCAGAGUGUGAAGUACGUUGACUACAAU